Molecule: messenger RNA, 1467 nt
Organism: Aaosphaeria arxii CBS 175.79
Lineage: Eukaryota; Fungi; Ascomycota; Dothideomycetes; Pleosporales
Product: alpha/beta-hydrolase
Exons: 1
Source: RefSeq, a predicted model, not a curated record
UCUCUGAAUGAGACCUGGGACGGCGUAAGAGAUGCCAGGGCGUACGGGAAACUCUGCGUAGGCUACGGCCUCGACCAGACGUUCUACGAGCAAUCCGAGGACUGCCUAACCCUCAACGUCGUCCGGCCCGCCAACCUAGAGGAGGGAGUUAAGCUGCCCGUGGGCGUAUGGAUCCACGGCGGGGCGUUCGCGAACGGCGGCGGCGGCGACCAGCGGUACAAUCUCUCGUUCAUCGUCGAGCAGUCCGUCCGCAUUGGGCGGCCCAUCAUCGGCGUGUCGAUGAACUACCGGCUGCACGGGUGGGGGUUCCUGAGCUCGAAUGAGAUGGCGGGGGAGGGUGCUACGAAUCUGGGGUUGAGGGACCAGAGGCUCGCGUUGCGGUGGGUGAAGGAGAAUAUCGAGGGGUUUGGGGGGGAUAAGGGGAAGGUGGCGAUUUGGGGGGAGUCGGCGGGCGCGGCGUCGGUGGGGUUGCAUCUUACGGCGUAUGGGGGGAGGGAUGAGGGGUUGUUUCGCGCGGCGAUAAUGCAGAGUGGGAAUCCGGUGUUCUAUGGCGUGCAGAAUGGGACGCAGCAAUCUCAGCCGGUUUUUGAUGAGUUGGUGAAGGAGACGGGGUGCUAUGAGACGGUUGAUCGGGUGCAGUGUUUGAGGGAGCUUCCGUUUGAGAGGUUGAAUAGGACGUUGGGGGCGUUGUUUUUGACGGCUGGUGGUCUUGGGCCGGUUAUUGAUGGGGAUAUCAUACGGAAUUAUGGGAGUCUUCAACUUGAGCGUGGGGAGUUCGUGAAGGUGCCGAUCAUCACUGGGGCGAACAGUGAUGAGGGCGCAUCUCUUGGACCCAAAGGCAUCAACUCGACGGCUGCAUUCCUGGCCACGAUAUCGAACUUCCCUUCUUUCUUCCAGGAAGCCAUCUUGAAAGCAUAUCCGGACGAUCUCACGACGAACGUCGUUGCCAGUUUAGGAAACCAGCGGCCCGGUCCUCCAUAUGGCGCCCAGUUCCGCCGCGCGGCGACGUAUUUCGGGGAUGUGCUGUUCAUUGCAUCGCGGCGGGAAACAGCGAAGACAUGGGCCGCUAACGGCGUACCUGCAUAUGCCUACCGGUUCAACGCCAUUCCUCACGGCGUGCCUCCAGAGGUUGGCGCAGGACAUUACAAAGAGAUAGGGUACAUGUUCCGCAAUUUCCUUGGUGUCGGCCAUCGUCCGGACAUACGACCUUUCGACGGCAUGCCGAAAGGUCACUUCGAGCUUGCGGAUCUGAUGAGUGCGAGCUGGGCGAGUUUUAUACAUGGUUUGGAUCCGAACGAUUGGGAGGGAAGGCCCGCUGAGGUGGAGCUUUGGCCAAAAUACGAUGUCGAUACGCCGUUGGAUUUCGUGUUUGAUGCGAAUGUUACGAGUUACGCUGAGAAUGAUACAUUUCGGAUGGAGGGUAUUGAAUUGAUUAAUAGGAAUGCUCGUGGGAUGUAUCAUAGGUAG